AUGCCGCCAGCGCAGGUGCCCUUUGCGCUGAAGGUGAAGACGCUGCUGAAGAUGUGCAUCCAGCGGCUUCGGUACGCCCAGGAGAAGCAGCAGGCGCUCGCGAAGCAGGACAGAAGGGAGGUCGCGCAGUUGCUGACAGAUGGGCGCGAACAAAAGGCUCACUACCGUGUCGAGUCCCUUGUGAACAAUGACGUUCAUGUCGAGUUGCUCGAGGUACUCGAGCUUUACUGCGAGCUUUUGCUAGCGCGUGUUGGGAUCCUCACGGAUGUCAAGGACGAGGCGGACCUCGUCGCGAACCACAUGCAGGAUGGGAUCAACGAGGCCGUGAGGUCGCUGUGCUACACGGUUCCACAUGUCUUGGAGGUCAAGGAGAUUGCACAAUUGAGGGACCAGAUUGCGCUCAAGUUCGGCAAAGAUUAUCUCAGGGCAGUCACGGAGGACGCCCUGGGGGUCCCACAGAAAGUCGUAUCGAAGUGUUCGCCGAACCUCCCCGGGAAUGACCUUGUAGUGAUGUACUUGAAAGAGAUAGCAAGGACUUACGACGUUCCCUACAGUCAGCUUUCAGAUAGCGAGCCAGAGAGUACAGAAUCUCUGGAGGAGAAGUCUGUCGACGCAGAAGACAAACCCUUCGUAGCGGUGGAUAACGACGUGCAGGUCGAUUCGGACGACAAGCACCCUAUAACGGUGCGCAAACCUAGGCAAAACAGCGAGACCAUGAAGCAGGACCUGAAGAUCCCCAAGAACAUCAAGCAUGAGGUCAAAGUCGUCCACUCGAAGGCCAGCUCGAAGUCGAGCGAGGAUGAUGAGUUCGCCGAACUCAAGAAACGGUUCGAGAACCUGCGCAGGUAA
Molecule: messenger RNA, 849 nt
Organism: Huiozyma naganishii CBS 8797
Lineage: Eukaryota; Fungi; Ascomycota; Saccharomycetes; Saccharomycetales; Saccharomycetaceae
Gene: IST1
Product: Ist1p
Exons: 1
Coding region: 1-849 (282 amino acids)
Biological process (GO): protein transport
Source: RefSeq, a predicted model, not a curated record